UCGGGAAGGGACCUGACGCUUCCUGGGAGUCCGCCUCAGCUCAGGGCCUGGGCUGAAGCUGGGAGAAGUGUCCUCGCGAGGGAGGCGACUCCAGCUAGAAGAGGGGCUAGACGGAGGCCAGAUGCUCCCCGGCGCCCCCUCACGCGGCUUGCGGGUCUCUCUCCUCCACCUCCCUCUCAGCGGAGGAAGUUUCUGCAGAUGAAGCGCAGGAAAUACGGCUUCAUCUACAAGACGCAUCUGUUUGGGCGGCCCACGGUGCGGGUGAUGGGCGCGGAUAACGUGCGGCGCAUCCUGCUGGGAGAGCACCGACUGGUGGCCGUGCAGUGGCCUGCGUCGGUGCGCACCAUCCUGGGCGCCGGCUGCCUCUCCAACCUGCACGAUUCCUCUCACAAGCAGCGGAAGAAGGUGAUUAUGCAGGCCUUCAACCGUGAGGCCCUCCAGUGCUAUGUGCCGGUGAUCGCCGAGGAGGUGGGCAGUUGUCUGGAGCAGUGGCUAAGCUGCGGCGAGCGGGGCCUCCUGGUGUACCCCGAGGUGAAGCGCCUCAUGUUCCGCAUCGCCAUGCGCAUCCUGCUGGGCUGCGAGCCCGGUUCGGCGGCCAGCGGCGGCGAGGAGGACGAGCAGCAGCUAGUGGAGGCCUUUGAGGAGAUGACCCGCAAUCUCUUCUCUCUCCCCAUCGACGUGCCCUUCAGCGGGCUGUACCGGGGCGUGAAGGCGAGGAACCUCAUUCACGCGCGCAUCGAGGAGAAUAUUCGCGCCAAGAUCCGCCGGCCUGGGGUCGAAGAGCCGCAAGGGGAUUGCAAGGACGCACUGCAGCUCCUGAUCGAGCAUUCCUGGGAGAGGGGAGAGCGGCUGGAUAUGCAGGCACUAAAGGAAUCUUCAACAGAGCUCCUCUUUGGUGGCCACGAAACUACAGCCAGUGCAGCCACCUCGCUCAUCGCUUACCUAGGACUCCACCCACACGUUCUCCACAAAGUCCGAGAGGAGAUAAAGAGUCAGGGCUUACUUUGCAAGAGCAAUCAAGGCAGCAAGUUAGACAUGGCAACGUUGGAGCAGCUUAAAUACACUGGGUGUGUUAUUAAGGAGACCCUUCGAUUGAAUCCCCCAGUUCCAGGAGGGUUUCGGGUUGCUCUGAAGACUUUUGAGUUAAACGGAUACCAGAUUCCCAAGGGCUGGAAUGUUAUUUACAGUAUCUGUGACACUCAUGAUGUGGCAGAUAACUUCACUAGCAAGGAGGAAUUCAACCCUGACCGCUUUAUACCGUCUCAUCCAGAGGACUCGUCCAGGUUCACCUUCAUUCCAUUUGGAGGAGGCCCUCGGAGCUGUGUAGGCAAAGAGUUUGCAAAAGUUCUUCUUAAGAUAUUUACAGUGGAGCUGGCCAGGCAUUGUGACUGGCAGCUUCUAAAUGGACCUCCUACAAUGAAAACCAGCCCCACCGUGUACCCUGUGGACAAUCUCCCCGCAAGAUUCACCCACUUUCGGGGAGAUAUCUGAUGGGUAUUUCAACUCUUGGACUUCUUUGAAGUGUACAUUUUUUUUAAUAGUGUCAUGUUGCCUUUAUUUAAUUUCUAAAUCUAUAGUAUAAUAUUUAUGUCUCUACUACAGCCCCAUGAUCUUUAAAUAUUAAAAUAAUGAAUUUGUAUGAUUUCCAAAUAAAGUAAAAUUAAAAAGUA
This is a messenger RNA of Cricetulus griseus (Chinese hamster), 1670 nucleotides long. NCBI's taxonomy places the organism in Eukaryota, Metazoa, Chordata, Mammalia, Rodentia, Cricetidae. The record is from RefSeq and is a predicted model, not a curated record.